CUUUUUAUUUAAAAAUAUAAUUAUUGUUAUGGCAAAUUAAGCAACAGCAGUAGCAUAUGCAGCUCUUCUAUUAGCUGGAUCCAAUACUCCAUUAACAGUUUAAAAUGUUGAAAAACUUACAAAAAAAGUAUUAAUUAAAUGAAAUAUUUUCAUAGGCUGGUGUGAAUGUCCCAAAUCAAUUAGCAAGCUAAUUCGUCAAAGCCUUUGAAGGAAAAGACAUCAUAAGUCUUCUUUCAGUUGGUGGAGGUUCAAGCUCAGCACCAGUUGCUUAAUCAACUUAAGCUGCUGCCAAACCAACUGAAGCACCAAAAGUUGCUGAAAAACCAAAAGACCCAGAACCUGAAGAAGAUGUUGAUAUGGGAGGUUUGUUUGAUUGACAUAAAAUACAAUAGUACAUUAAAAUAUAUUAAACUUUGCAAAUUAUUAGGG
Molecule: messenger RNA, 429 nt
Organism: Paramecium sonneborni
Lineage: Eukaryota; Ciliophora; Oligohymenophorea; Peniculida; Parameciidae
Source: the annotation of a GenBank genome assembly